Salvelinus namaycush (lake trout) is the source of this 870-nucleotide messenger RNA. Its product is annotated as fibronectin type III domain-containing protein 5-like. The record is from RefSeq and is a predicted model, not a curated record. NCBI's taxonomy places the organism in Eukaryota, Metazoa, Chordata, Actinopteri, Salmoniformes, Salmonidae. The coding region runs from base 1 to 870 and encodes 289 amino acids. Gene Ontology annotation, molecular function: protein binding. The transcript is spliced from 7 exons.
AUGGAGCUCAGAGUGACUCUCUUCCUCCUCUCAGGCUUGUACACAAACUCCUCCUCUCACGUGUAUCAGUUUGUGAAUAUAUCAAAGACCUGGGCUGAAGCUCAGCAUUACUGCAGAGAGAAGUACAUCGACCUGGCCACCGUAGACAACACAGAGGACAUGGCCAGACUGAGUAAAGUUAGCGAUGGUUCCAGGGGUAUCAAGGACAAGCUGCAUGAUGAACUGAAGAAGCAGGUGGUGUCUGACAUCAAGCUGAGCUGGACUAAGGAAGAUGGACAGAAUUUCCACAAGGAGGAAGAAGCGGAAGAGGAGGAGAAAAGAAAAGACUCUGCUCUGUCGGCUCCUCUCAAUGUGACAAUCAGAGAGCUGGAGGCGAAAACAGCCACAGUCACAUGGGACAUACUGGAGGGAGAUUCCGUCAUCGGAUUCGCCAUCACACAACAGAAGAAGGAUGUGCGUAUGCUGCGGUACAUCCAGGAAGUGAACACGACCACGCGCUCCUGUGCAUUGUGGGACUUGGAGGAGGACACGGAGUACAUUGUUCAUGUCCAGAGCGUCAGCAUGGGAGGCAGUAGUCCUCCGAGUGACCCGGUCAGCUUCAGAACUCCCAGGGAGUCUGAGAAACGGGCCUCCACAGUACCAGACCAGGUGAACAGGAAGGAGAUGGAACAGGAAGUUCAGCUCAGAGUUGGAGAGCUCAUCAUCAUCGUAGUGGUUCUCGUCAUGUGGGCAGGUGUGAUCCUCCUGUUCUGUCGUCAGUAUGACAUCAUCAAAGACAACGAACCCAACAACAAGGACAAAGCCAAGACCUCGUCCGAAUGCAGUACACCCGAACACCCACAGGGAGGCCUAUUGCGUAGCAACCUCUGA